Messenger RNA from Symbiodinium necroappetens, 519 nucleotides. The record is from the annotation of a GenBank genome assembly. Lineage: Eukaryota; Dinophyceae; Suessiales; Symbiodiniaceae.
AUGAAUCAUGAGCGCAGGAGAUAUGCAGCAAACAGCCAUGGCAAGCUCUGUGGAUUCGGACUUCUGGCCUUUGGCACCUGCAUACAACUAAGCUUCGUGCCGCUGAUAGGGAAGAAGCCGCACUUCGUAGUACCAGUAGCCACAUCUGUGAUUCCACUGCCAGCGCUGGCAGACUUUGAAGCACCAAAUCUCGGCUUGGCGCUUUCCGUCGUGAUCGUUUUAGGUGGCGCAGCCACUGCACUCUCCUGGGUUGCCAGCCUGAAACCGCGAAAGACAGUUGAUGGACAGCCUCGCUCCACUUCCCUCUAUCGUGUCUUUCAGGCAAGGAUGAGGGCAGGUGAGUUUGCCACAUUGUCCAAGCCUGAAGAUGACGACGUGGAAAGCAAAGGUACUUCUGAGCUGGGCACCGAGGAACUCGAUGCGCUUGUCGAUGCUUAUGUGGAAGGGCUUGAAGAUGAUGACGGCCAGGAUGUCUCCUUGAGCAAGGAAGGCAAAGAGUCCAAGUCGAACAAGUCCUAG